UUAUGCUGGAGAAGACCUCGUCCAAGAGGCGGCUCGGGGUCUGGUAACCCCCCGGAAUGAGUAGUGUGGACGGACUAGUUUGUCAAUUGCACCAUCCUGAUUCUGACCGUGGUCCUUUCUGCUGUAGUUUUGUGGAAAUAUCAUUGACCAUCUGCGCAUCUUUUCCGGAUAUCGUGUGGAUCCCUUGAUUGCAAGAGCGCAGAGGCAGCUAAACUUUGGCUCCCUCAAAUCAACCAAACUUUUUGAAGCCCCAAAAGCUCGCAUUGUCUUACGCCGCAGUUUUUGCACGCCGAUUGAGUGGACUCGGGGCUGUAGUGUUGUACGUAUAUCCCAAAUUAUAAUUUCUAACUAUUAGCUCCAUUCGACAUCAUGGCUUCGAACAACGCUCAAGUUCACUCAUGUCAAUUCCCGUCCGUCGGUAGGGGUUCUGGCAGUGACCAGAAACGGCCACUUUCGGUCAGGGUUGAGCUACAACAUCCAGAGCGGCUUGAACAGCUCUUCGCGAAAGACGACGGCAAGGCUUCCCUGGUUGCUGCUGUCAGAACCGCGUGGGCACUCGUGUUGCGCACUUAUACUGGCUUGGACCAGGUUUGCUUUGGCCUCGGUGAGGUUGGGGGCGACGAAUCACCCCGCAAAGAUGGACAACAAGACUCUGUUAUCGCGCAUCUUGUCAGUGACGAGAUGUUGAUUGCCGAACUUUUCCAGCACACGAAGGAGGAUUGCUUUGCAAUUGACCGGCCCGAGCAUCAGGGCUUUCAAUUCAACACCUCGGUGCUGUUCCGAUUUGCUGUGCAAGCUGGCACGGCUUCCGGGGUUAGCAGGACGGCGUCAAAGGCAAUGCCCGCGUCGUGCCACCUCCGCCUGCUCGUCAAGGUGCUGAAGACUGGUAUCAGUCUCCUCCUGGAGUAUCGCAACUCUUACAUUCCGACCGAGUUCGCCAAAAGCAUUGCGAGUACGACCGAUAAAGCGCUCGAUCUUGCUCUUUCCACGCCACACUUGACCAUUCGCGAAGCCGACCUGCUCAGCGAACGCAACCGGAAUCAGGUCGAGAAGUGGAACUCGAAGCCUUUGGCCCGUGUCGACCGCACGAUCCAUGAUACUGUCGCCGAGGUGACAAAGCAGAGUCCGCACGCUGAGGCAGUCGCGUCAUGGGACGGAUGCUUUACAUAUCGCGAGCUUGACGAGCAUGCUUGUCGGCUUGCAGGACGGUUGAUCGAGCUCGGUGUGGGCGCCGAUGUGAUUGUACCACUGUGCUUCCGAAAGACGCGAUGGAACGUGGUUGCCGUGCUUGGCGUGCUGAUUGCGGGAGGCGCAUUCCUCCCACUUGACCCUGCGGCGCCUAGGGAACGUCUUGAAUACCUCGUCAGUGCCGUCGGCGCGAAGGUUGUUCUGUGUUCUCCUGCGGAAAGCCAUUUUGUUGAGAGCCUCGCGGAGAACAUUUUUGCUGUUGACGAUGCCCUCUUCGAAUCCCUUCCGCCACUCGUAGAGCGGCCUCAAGGCCGUGCUGACAGUCACAAUGCGGCUUACAUUAUCCCCACUUCAGGCACUACCGGCCAGCCAAAACUGUCCUUGCUUGAGCAUGGCAACUAUUGCACGGGAGCAAGUGCACAUUUUGUGGGACUUGGGAUGGACACAAAGCCCCUGCGCGCGCUACAGUUCGCGGCCCACUCCUUCGAUUCAUCAGUGCUAGAGAUCUUGUCCCCACUGAUGUUCGGUGGCACCAUUUGCAUUCCAGAUGAAAACGACAGACUGAAUGACAUCUCUAAAGUGAUUAAUGAUAUGCACAUUACAUGGGCCAGUCUGACCCCGACCUUUGUUCGCUUUCUCGAACCCUCAAUGGUACCCACUUUGGCUACCAUUAUCCUUAUGGGUGAGGCCAUGUCGCAAGCAAACCUCGACACCUGGUCCAGGAUCAACCUGAUCAAUGGCUACGGCCCUAGCGAAUGCGCGGUCUGCUCCUCUUCUUGUCUGCAUAUGCGACCAACCUCGGACCCUAAGGAUAUUGGCUUUCCUGUCGGUUGUAACCUUUGGGUUGUUGAUCCGGAGAAUCGCCACCGCAGACUUCCUAUCGGGUGCACGGGUGAGCUCCUGAUUGAGGGCCACAUUGCCGCUCGAGGCUAUCUGGGAGAUGAAGAGAAGACAGCACAAGCCUUCAUCACAGACGUUUCGUGGGCUCCCCAGCCUUUCCGAGGCUAUCUGACUGGAGAUCUGGUUGUGCAGCGACCUGAUGGCGGCUUCACCAUAGUUGGUCGAAAAGACAACCAAGUGGUACGUGAAUGAUUACUUCGGAGGAAGCUUACUGACCCGAAUCGCAGAAAUAUCAUGGGCAGAGGAUUGAGCUUCUGGAGAUUGAGCAUCACUUGAACCUUGAUUCAUUGGUCAAGCACAAUCUUGUCUUUUUGCCUAAGAGCGGGCCUUGCAAAG
Paraphaeosphaeria sporulosa is the source of this 2424-nucleotide messenger RNA. RefSeq names its product AMP-binding-domain-containing protein. Gene Ontology annotation, molecular function: phosphopantetheine binding. The record is from RefSeq and is a predicted model, not a curated record. Bases 370 to 2280 code for a protein of 636 amino acids. Gene Ontology annotation, cellular component: cytoplasm. Gene Ontology annotation, biological process: amino acid activation for nonribosomal peptide biosynthetic process; secondary metabolite biosynthetic process. Lineage: Eukaryota; Fungi; Ascomycota; Dothideomycetes; Pleosporales; Didymosphaeriaceae. The transcript has 6 exons.